CCUCCCAACCAUAAAACUCAAAGUGUCGUCAAAGGAAAGGACAUAGAGAGGGAUGGAAAGCAAAUCAAGCGUUCACAAUAACAAGGUUUUGAUACUAGUGGCUGUUUGUUUCAUCUUUUUUGUAAUUGUAGGGAUUUUGCUUAUUCACAACGGCCAUAAGUCAGCCAAAGAUGACAUUGGGAUCACAACCAUUAUUGGGCAUCUUUUAUUCCCUUCGAAUAAUGUAAUGGUUUUGAAAAGGAUGAGAAGUUGUUGUUCUUUUUAUCAUCAGCACUCUUUUAACUCUAUCAAGUACGUGAGUAAAAGACGAAUACCUGGUGGACCUGAUCCCUAUCAUAACAGGGACAUAUGGCAUUGACUUUUGGAAAAGCAUGCAUUCUAGGCGAUGGAGCUAACCGAGCUAAGGCUUGAGUUCGUCGGAAUCCAGAAUUAAGAUGCCUGGAGUCGAUCGUAUGAAAUUAAUUUAGUACGGAGUAUUUUUUUCAUGCACAUAGGAAAUAGAUUUCCCUUUCGAUGUAUAAAAUAGAAGUUCAAAAUUGAAAUUGAGUUGUUAUUAACUAAUGAGCUAGAAAAGUGUGCAUUUACUGAUACUUUUGUGUACUUUAAUGAGC
This is a messenger RNA of Cuscuta epithymum, 611 nucleotides long. NCBI's taxonomy places the organism in Eukaryota, Viridiplantae, Streptophyta, Magnoliopsida, Solanales, Convolvulaceae. The record is from the annotation of a GenBank genome assembly.